CCUAGUUCAGCGACAAAGAAUAGACCUCCUGUCUCCAAUGUCCAAUAGAAAGAUUUGUUUUCGCUCGGGAGUAAAAUGAUAUCUGAUUUGCUGAGGAAUCGCAGGGCUCAAGUCGAACGAAAUAACGAAUGAUUUGAAAACAAUGUUACACGAGGUACACGUUACCUCGCAAUGUUACUCUCGUUGGACGAUUCCUGCGAUUCGAACCGAGUGGAGUCGUCACUAAUAUGACUCGGUAGGACUACGAUAAUUUUUCUUACCCGUUACGUCGGCCAAACGUUCGUCAUGGAGAAGUCACGAGACGCGAACUUCGAAUGUUUUCCGAAUCUGACAACGCUUGCCGAUGAAGCUUGAACGCUCACGAUAAUGAUAAGUACCAAUCCUCGGAAAAAUCACAGAUCUGAUUAUAGACGAGAUGAACGACAAGAAAUGUUGGUUGCUCCACCGUUGGAUUUAUCGUAUAGGAAAGCAGCUACCGUGAACGACCUGAUGAAGAAGCGAUACGCACAGACGACACGCACUGGGAAGGCACCGAUAAGAACCAUGAAGGAUCGUUAUGUGACCAGUACAUUGUGGCUGAGUAACAAUCUGCUGAGCUCGAUGGACGGCCUGCAACGUCUCGCGAAUCGAGUCCUCGACGAUCCUGCACACCUCAGCUGGCUGGAUUUGUCCUUCAACGAAAUAAGCGAGAUCGGCGAGGAUAUCGAGCAGUUUGCGAACCUAAAAAUCCUCUACUUGCAUGGGAACAAAAUUUCAAACAUUGCGGAUGUCUUAAGGCUGAAGAAGCUGUCGAAUCUUAGAUCUUUGACGUUACACGGUAACCCGGUCGAGGAUAUUCCCUGCUACAGGGGUUACGUUGUACACCUUCUGCCGCAGCUGCAAGUCUUCGAUUUCUCACCGGUAAUCGCCGCCGAGAAGAAAAGGGCGUUACCUGUCGGAUUCGCUAAAAUGAUACGCCCAGAGAUACGAAUAUAAAACUUUAUUCUCGCUGUAUACUUUUGUGAUACAUCCUUUUCGAUUCAUCUCUUACUUUUGUCGUAACAUUUUACCACGUCGGUUUUACAAAACUUGGACGAGCGGGGAAUUAAUGUUUCUCUCGGAAGUACAAGGUAUAUAUUUGUUUAUGGGGAGUUGACCUAAUUUCUCAAGUAACAACGACGCGGUGAGAUAUGCGAUUACUCUUGUAUCCUAGCAAAUUCGUGACUGAGUAAAAAAUCUCAAAGGAUGUACAACAUAAAAAGGUAAGACACUCUGU
Dinoponera quadriceps is the source of this 1255-nucleotide messenger RNA. Its product is annotated as leucine-rich repeat-containing protein 51-like. Gene Ontology annotation, molecular function: protein binding. Lineage: Eukaryota; Metazoa; Arthropoda; Insecta; Hymenoptera; Formicidae. The transcript has 3 exons. Bases 367 to 975 code for a protein of 202 amino acids. The record is from RefSeq and is a predicted model, not a curated record.